Spirodela intermedia is the source of this 4015-nucleotide messenger RNA. NCBI's taxonomy places the organism in Eukaryota, Viridiplantae, Streptophyta, Magnoliopsida, Alismatales, Araceae. The record is from the annotation of a GenBank genome assembly.
AUGUCCGAGGCGAGCCAUCAGGAGCACCCGCAGCCAAUGUACGGCCACGAGGCGGGGGUCGGCGGCGUGGAGCAGCGAGCGAAGAGCAUACCUAUCCGGAUCGACGACGGUGAUGGGGGCGGUGUGAUGGAGGACGCCGUGGCGGGUGGCUGGGGUAGCGGGGAUAAGAUGGACGGUGUGAUGGUGGAGGUGCCGCAGGACCAUGAGCACUAUGCGGACGCGGUGGACGCCUCCAUGCCUCUGACAAGCCAAACCUCGAACCAGCUCACGCUAUUGUUCCAGGGGGAGGCCUACGUCUUCGAUUCGGUCACGCCUGAGAAGGUUGGUUCACUCAGUGGCCUCCUGUUACUGUUCUUGAGCAUCUCUACAACGCUAACGGCUAUUGUUAAAAAAUUCUUCCUCCUCCCCUAUUUCGUGGUUUUCUUGGUUGCUUUCCGAAAAUGUUCGAUUUUUGAGUGUAAAUGUCAAAUAAGAGCACGUGGUUAUGCUCGAUGUGUACCUAAAAAUCGCCAAAUGAGCUCUCUGCUUCUGGGGCCGUCAUCUUAUGCUGCUUCGAGAGAUCAGAGCUUCGGGCCUCUUUGUUUUGGUAAAUCUUUUCGCUCCAAUUUUUAUGGAAAUAUAAUCCCUUUUGAAAAUCCUGUUUCGGAUUACCAUUCCUUUUGUCGCUGCAUUAUUUUUACGACUAUUGGUAGGUGAAGUAUCCACUGCAAUACAGAACCAAUCCCUGCAUCAUCUGGGUUGAUUCGAUCGAUGAACUUUGGACAACUCUCUUGCUAUUGACUUUGGGAAAAACCCACUCACCCCUUUCCGUUGUCAUUCCCAUUCGGUUGCGCCAACAGUUUGCUUGCUCACCAUAUGUUGCCAGAAUAAAUUGAAAUAUAUCUAAGAUAGCUAGAGCUGACAUGGUUCAGUAUGGCGAAAUGAAUCGACGACCAAGAUACGGAUUUACUCGGGGAUCCUAUGAAGUUUCUCGUUGAAGAAAUGUUGACUAUUGCGCCUUCCAGAAUGUUGGUGUGGAUCAUGAUGCAGCGAGAUUAGAGUUCUGGUUUAUUUAUGUCCAAUCCCUUUCCACCUUUUCAACACCUCCGUUGCAAUUUUGUAUAGCUUUGGUUUAAAAUUGUAACUCGCAACCUCUGAUGAUAUGGAAACACUGUGUUCGAACUAGCUUAGGGUUGCAAUUUUGUGGGUAGAUCGUGGGUGUGGUUAUAUCUAGGACAUGACAGGUUUGCCCAUCGCAAAAAAGAAAAACCUGACUUAAAAGUAUUAAAAGAAAAGGGUAAAAUAUAAUAUUUUAAUAAAUUUUAUCUUCUUGCAGUUUGUCGCUUAUGCUGGUUAAUUUUUUUCAUUUCUACUCUUUGUGCGAUGUUUACCUCUCUUUCUCAUCUAGAUAUACCUUCCUAAAAAGUCAACCCCGGCAUAAUUCCACGAUGCUAUCCAUCAUCUUUUAACACGUGCGUGAUUUAGGUGCAAGCCGUAAUGUUGCUUUUGGGAGGAUGUGAAGUCCCAACAACUGGAGGCACCAUGGCGCUCCAAUGUCAGCCGGAAAACAGGGUAUUACAUUCAAAGUAACAGGGUUUGUCUUGGCAGCUCUAGACUUGCUCUGUCUCUUAUAAGUUUCGUUUGUCGGUCAGUAGGGAUUGGAUGAUAUCUUGCGACGCACAAAUAUUCCAGCAAAACGCGUUGCUUCGUUGAUUAGGUUCCGUGAGAAGAGAAAGGAGCGGUGUUUUGAUAAGAAAAUUCGAUAUAAUGUCCGAAAGGAAGUGGCUCUCAGGUAAUAUUUUGGUCAGUGACAGCUUCAAGUUUCAUGGCUAUGUAAUUUAGUUUGCUAGAAUCACAUUCAAACAUCCACCAUGAGUUACCACGUCUGUAUCAGAUGAUAGUAAUGUUGUGCGAUUGCAUUUUCAAAGAAGAAGAAAAAAAAACUGUAUAACAGUAGAACCAUGAUACACUUUACGAUGCAACUGUGAGUUUACACGCUGAAUACCAACGGCAUUUUUCUGAUCCUUUCUGCUUCUCUUCCAGCCGCUCCGAUCCCUUAUUCUGUGAUCAAGUUUACUCUGUAUGUUGUUCAUAACUAAAGUUUGAUUUCUUCUGAAGUAUGGUUAGUGUUAAGAGUAUAUACAAAGAUCAAGAACGAUGUGAGCCUAAAUUGGCCCGUGUUUCUCGCUUGAAUGUAGAUACUUCUAUAUAUAUAUAUAUAUAUAUAUAUAUAUAUAUAUAUAUAUAUAUAUUCAAAUAUUACCAUGUAAUAUAGGACACUUAACCAAUGCUUAUUACCUUUUCUCUUCACUAAAGUGUAUCACUGGUCGUGGGCACGGCGUGUUUUUUUUUUUUUUUCUUUUCCUUGCCAAUGGUAGAAGGUUGGAAUUUUGAUUGGAAAUCGAUGUUUCUUCACCUGGUAUUCUUGCAAGGCCGCCAUCAGGAUAACUGGUGCAAAUUAAUUUUUAGUUCAUUUCAAAUGUCUGCUGAACGGGAUACGAAAACAACUGUCUGGAUGAAAGCAUUUUUCCUGAAAUAUCAGCGAUUUUCUGGUUAUUCAUUUGAAUUCUCUUCUUGAGAAUGGGACAGGAAAGUAGUACGUGAUAAAAAUGCAAGUAGACUGGUGGAAAACCAGUCGAGAAGAAGGAAUUGAAAUGCCAGCUUGAACCCUUAUCAAUUGUUCCUUGUGUUCGUUUCUAUUUUUCUGUAUACAAUCCUCGCUAAAGGAAAUAAUUUGUUGUUGUACAUUAUCUCAUUAUUUCAUGCUGUUACAGUCACUGUUACUUUUAAUAUAUACGUGACUUUUAGGAUGCAGCGUAGGAAGGGACAGUUUGCUGGGAAGGCGAAUCCUCAGGAGGGAACAGCAGCUUCUUCUAGUUCUGAUCCUGCUCAGAGCUCAAACAGCGAGGCUCUUCGAGAAACAAAGUCUCUUGCGCUCUCUCUCUCUCUCUCUCUCUCUCUCUCUCGCUCUCGUCAUCAUUCUCAAGGCUGUCCUAAUUUAUCACACUUUGAACGUUUGGAAUUUUUCCUUUGCCUUGUGUCCUUGAUAAUUAUUCUUUAAUUAAUGCAGAUGUCAGAACUGCGGCAUCAGUGAGAAAGCAACGCCUGCGAUGCGCCGUGGACCUGCAGGGCCUCGGUCGUUGUGUAAUGCGUGUGGAUUGAUGUGGGCUAAUAAGGUUGGUAUGUGCUGUCGCAGUGCACACCCAGAUCCCAGUGCCAUCAAAGUCAAUUCUUCAAUCACCCAUGUUUUUCUCUUGGGUUUAGUUCUCCCGACAGUCAAAGUGAUAUAAUGAAUACUCGGGCUGGAACCGUUGACCCACCCUCAGGAUCCUUUUCCUGAAUAGGAGAGGCCGUCAUUCUUUUCCCAAGAAUUGCCUCCAAUAUUUCGGUCUGAAGUGAUUGUGAGAAUACUCUUGCUGACAAGUAAUGUUUCUUUUUGUUUAGUCCUUGAGACGUCCCAUACUUUCCUAAAACUGAAAAAACUGUUCAUCUGGUCUUCUUCAAUGAGAUAUAUGUAGAGAGCUCGACGGUGACAUACUCUUUUUUUGACCAAGUGAUGAAACUAUGAUGUGAGAUUAUUGGUGUCUAGUCCAUUUCCCAGGUAGCUCCUUCUCGAUUCAUCUUUACCCGUUGACUUGGACCGGCCUCUCCAUUAAUUCUGCCCCUCAUGUCGGCAAUAUUAUGAGUGAUCGCCGAUCGUAGUCAAAACCCUGUCGGGUCGAGCUCCAUAGAUUUCACCCGGCUGAUGAAUUUUUCAGGGCACUCUGCGGAGUCCUAUGCGGGCCAGUAAGACGGCAGCCCAGAGUUCAGCGCUGUCGGUCGAACAGGUAUGUCGCCCCUCCCUCCCUCCUCUUGGUGGUACUGUGGCGCCUUACUACUUCAUCUGGGGUUGAUCGAUCUGUGGCUAUUUCCGUGAUCGACCGAGCUCCUUCCGCAGGGCGGCGAGAGCAAUGACGUGGGCACGGGUCGUGAUAACAAGGCGCUCAUCGUCGUGGCCAAUGAUCAUAACUCGAUGGCGACCACCGCCGGCGUGUGA